UAAAAUGUCGCUUGUGCCGCCUGGUGGGGCGGACUCGCCGAGUCCCCGGCGGGCGGUCAGCCCCCUGCUCGAAAUGCGUCGGCCACACUGCACUCUUGCCUGCGACUACUGCGCAGCCAUUCUCGAAGAUAAAUUUAAACGUAGCGCGGAGAUGCGUAACCGCGGCACUUCACCGCUCUCAGCGUCACCACGCCAGUCCCUCACCGGGGAACCACCCUGGACCUUGCCGGAUGACGACCGUCCAGAUUUCUCCGCACUCAAAGAAAACAUACACAGAAUCAACAAGGACUGCGAAACAUCAACUCGGCUGGAUAUGCUUCUGACGCAAGUGGAACAGUACGCAAACAAUCUGGAGGCUUUGGUGGAGGAACGAACGUCAGACUAUCUUGAGGAGAAGAGGAAAUGCGAGGAACUGCUUUACCAGUUGUUACCGAAGUCAGUGGCAUCUCAGCUCAUAAUGGGCCAGCCAGUAAUGGCAGAGACGUACGACCAGGUGACGAUCUACUUCAGCGACAUUAUUGGAUUCACGCAACUGUCAGCAGAAUCCACGCCGUUGGAAGUCGUCGACCUUCUCAACGAUUUGUACACGAGUUUCGAUUCCAUUAUUGAGAACUUCGACGUUUAUAAGGUGGAGACCAUAGGCGACGCUUACAUGGUGGUAUCAGGGUUACCGAUGCGGAAUGGCAACCGUCAUGCAGCUGAAAUCGCACGGAUGUCUCUGGCGCUUCUCAACGCGGUUCGAGUGAAGACUGUGCCGCAUCGACCGGGGGAGCGGUUACUGCUUAGAAUUGGCAUGCAUACAGGUCCAUGCGUAGCAGGAGUAGUUGGCCUCAAGAUGCCACGUUACUGUCUCUUUGGAGACACAGUGAACACCGCUUCCCGAAUGGAGUCCCACGGCGAGGCACUAAAAAUUCAUGUCAGUCCUAAAACUAAAGAAGUACUAGAUCUUUACGACUGCUUCGAGCUCGACUGCAGAGGAGAGAUAACGAUGAAAGGCAAGGGCAAAAUGACAACGUAUUGGUUAUUAGGCGAGAAAGUUCCCCAACAUCAAGACAAUCCUAAUGAGGCAAUUGAAACACGAAAUAACGUUGUCAACAAUCCGAGCAUUACUUUCCAAGGACCUGACAGUCCCGCUUCGCAUUCACUAACACAAAGUCACAGCCCAGAUCAAAGCGAGAUCAAAGAAAACAACCAUAAACCCGUCGAAAUUAUGAACGAAAGGGAUCGCAUAAAACAUGAAAUAGCAACGUUUGUUGCAAAAGAUCUCAUUAAUAAUAUAGACAAUGCCGUGAAAGAAUUCAGAAAAUCACAAAGUGCUACGUUCACUUCUACAAUGACUAAUAAACCAAUUUGUAAUGGCAAUGAGAAAGGCCUUAUCACUCCUACAUAUGACAAAGAAUUAGUCAUCAGCAAAGGAAAAGUUAGGGAUGUCGUCAACAGAUUUAAUAGUUGUGUCAUUACUGAAGCAAAAGCCACAAAAAAUAAACCCUUAAAAACUGAAGACUGAGACGCUUAAUAGAACAAAACAUGUGUUUUUCCUGUCCGGUCUAAAGGUACUUAGAUUCUAUAUAAAUGUUUAUAGAUAUAUUGUGGCAAAAUGAAUUUAACUGAUAUCAGUGUUUUGUGCCAAGCACAUGAAUGUAGAUACCAGAACUAAAAAUUUAGUCAUUAUUGUAAAGAUUUAUUUAAAUAUAUAUUUAUGUGUUGAAAUAGUGUAGUUUAGUGUUGUGGGUGACUAAGAACCCUCCGAAUUUUAAUUAAGUAUAGAUAUUUAAAUGUCUUAGAGAUGAUACGUAUAAUUUAGAUUAAGAAUACAUUCGCCAACGCGAAUCUGAAAGAUGUAGUGAGAAUAUUAUGUGUGAAUAUGAAAAAUCUAUAUUGUAUUAUACACUUAGACCCCGUAGUAUUUUUACUGACCUUUUAUACUUCCGUAUCUUUCUAGUCCAUUGUAUACUCAAAUGUAAUGUAAGUCAUCUUUGUCGUCGGCUUAGAAUUAAGUGCUGACUCGUGGACUUGACGUAUCACGGACAUCACAUUACUACGCUUAAUAUCAUCGUUUAUUAAUUUCUAUAUUGAUACUCGUAGAAUAUAGAUGUUAUAUAAAUUUUCCCUAAGUUUAGAGCAUUGUAUUUCACUAUUCAUGCGUUAGUAGGGUUUCGGAGAAUUAACAUUAUCAAAGAGCCUCGUCCUGUUAUGUCUAGAGACAGAUUAUAAUUUUAGCGUACAAGGUUGUUUGUGUUAACGUAGCAAUUCAAGAGAUCUCUAUCUGGUGUAACCAAAUUAAGUGUUUAUUGUGAUACCGUUGUUUAAGUACAAUAUAUUUUAACAGAGCUGUGAAUUUUAUCUUGUUUAUAUUAAAUUGUUUCAAGUUCAUUUUAGUCUAAGCACAAUGUGUUGCUUAAUUGUUUUCGAAUAUGUCGUGAAUAAAAAUAUUAAUAUAAUUAA
This is a messenger RNA of Manduca sexta (tobacco hornworm), 2445 nucleotides long. Its product is annotated as atrial natriuretic peptide receptor 2. Gene Ontology annotation, molecular function: peptide receptor activity; guanylate cyclase activity. Gene Ontology annotation, biological process: receptor guanylyl cyclase signaling pathway; cGMP biosynthetic process; intracellular signal transduction. Bases 5 to 1507 code for a protein of 500 amino acids. The record is from RefSeq and is a predicted model, not a curated record. NCBI's taxonomy places the organism in Eukaryota, Metazoa, Arthropoda, Insecta, Lepidoptera, Sphingidae. The transcript has 7 exons.